Mycena indigotica is the source of this 837-nucleotide messenger RNA. RefSeq lists its product as uncharacterized. NCBI's taxonomy places the organism in Eukaryota, Fungi, Basidiomycota, Agaricomycetes, Agaricales, Mycenaceae. Bases 28 to 837 code for a protein of 269 amino acids. The record is from RefSeq and is a predicted model, not a curated record. The transcript is spliced from 3 exons.
GGGUUGUUGACCUUGCCUUCAACCACGAUGAUUGAUACGAUCUAUAUUGCCCGACAUGGCUUCCGCAUGAACUGGAUAAACACAAACUGGCAGAGUGCAACUGGCCUUCCUCGCGACCCACCUCUAGCAUCUUAUGGCGAAGAGCAAGCAAAAGAGCUUGCUGACUACUUUCUGACCUUGCCUCAAGACCAGCGACCCACACUGAUCUUCUCGUCGCCUUACUACCGGUGUCUGCAAACCUCAGCGCCGACUGCGAAAGCACUCUCGCUUCCGCUCUACAUCGAGCAUGGAAUUAGCGAAUGGUAUUCGCCUGUCUCCCCAGGCACUGGCCUCCAUCCCCGGCCCUCCUCGGCCGAUUCGUUGGAGAAAUACUUCCCUGGAACAAUUGACGCGUCCUGGUCGUCGAUAUACUACCCCCCACGGGUUGGCGAAGAUGUUGCCGAGGUCCAUACUCGUGCCAUCACUUUUCUGGACGCAUUCAUUCCCGCUGUCGAACGGGCAUAUCCAGAGCACAAGCGCGUUCUUCUGGUCAGCCAUGCUGCAACGGUUAUCGUCCUCGCCAGAGCUUUGCUAGCCGAUCGAAAGUUGCCGUUGCGUGUGGGGUGCUGCUCGCUAACAGAGGUCGUUCGUAAACCAGAUGGCAAAGUUUUGGGUGGUUGGGAAGCGAAACGACUUGCUGAUGGCGCGCACCUCGCCCAAGGUACAUCUCGCGACUGGGGUUUCGAAGAUAUUGAGGUGGCGAACGGCAAAGUUGUGGACGAUCCGGGCGUACCCGGCACGGAGAAAGAAAUAGACGGACCCAACGGUGUCCAGAUCCCACUUUCCAGCAAUUUGUAG